Messenger RNA from Prorocentrum cordatum, 1150 nucleotides. The record is from the annotation of a GenBank genome assembly. Lineage: Eukaryota; Dinophyceae; Prorocentrales; Prorocentraceae.
GGACGAGCCGCGGCUCCUGCCGCUGCUGGGGGCGCGGGUCUGCGGCGGCGUGGUGGGUCGCCUCCUGCCCGGCGCCCGCUCGGGCCCGGCCGCUGCCGGCGAGGGCGGCGGGGCCGCCGGUGACCUGCUCUGCGAGGUCCUCGCCACCGGCGCGGGCACGGCCGCCGCCCACGUGCAGCGGCCCGCCGCCGAGCUGACCUUGAAGGACGACGCCGUGGAGCAGAUGCUCCUCCUCGAGUCGCGGCGCCAGGACGAGGCGCUGCUCCGCUACCAGCGCCGGCUCUGCGGCCAGCUCAUGGCCGGGCAGCGCCGCCGUUACCUGGGCCUGCCGCCCCCGUGAGCCGAGGGCGUCCCCGCCGCGCGCCCGGUCGGCCAGCACAGGGGGCCUCCCCGAAGCCCUUUCCGAGCAGUGGCGAAGCGCCCCGGGCUGCCCAGAGGCUCAAGUCGGGCGGUUCCUUAGGUCAACGCCCCGACUGUACUCCCGUACUGCGCGCCACCAAAACUCAGCGGCCGGCUGGGCUGCGCGACAGGGUCCGUGCCGACCCGGGUCUGUGCUGACCCGGGCCAGUGCGCCCCCGAUUUCCACCCUGUCUCUUCCUCUGACCAUCGUCGCGCCCAGGAGCGCGGCGGGCAGGUCGGCGCGCGCCAGUGGUAGACUGUGUCCCCCGGUGCCGCCAAGCCUGCUGUGCAGCAGAUGCGGGCCAGCCGCAGCCGGGGGGGAGCUGCGGACCUGACCCCCCCGCCGCCCGGGAGGCCAUCGGCUUCGCAUGCCCUCUCGAGAGGUCAUAUUCGGGACCGCAGCUCACCCAGCUGUGGAUGGCACGAUGUGGCAAUGCAAGGGUUAAGAGUAUCCCCGUGGCUCUAGGUUUGGAAGUUUGCUCCCGCUCUCCGUAGGGGCUCUGCCGGAGUGUACAUAACGAUGAUGGGCGGGACAUUUGGUUCCCCCUCUCCGUGCGGAUGUGGUGAGCAUUGUAUUGGGUGGUUCCCCUGGUACAAUAGUGUACAAAUAUGAAGACCGGCGGUCGCCGGCAGCCUGGGGAUAUUUUCUCCCGCACAUCAGUUGCUGCGCAUUCGAAUGGUAAAGAGCGUGCAGGUGUACGGCAUUGCCUGUGGGUCCCAAGAUCUCACAUGCCGCCGCAAGCGUUCUGAU